Messenger RNA from Rhodofomes roseus, 1119 nucleotides. RefSeq lists its product as uncharacterized. Lineage: Eukaryota; Fungi; Basidiomycota; Agaricomycetes; Polyporales; Fomitopsidaceae. The transcript has 2 exons. The record is from RefSeq and is a predicted model, not a curated record. Bases 104 to 826 code for a protein of 240 amino acids.
UGCCACCGUUGUGGUACCGCAGGUCGAGGAAAUAGCACGCCGUCUGCAGGCUUUGACUACCAUAGGUGCACUGAGCCGCAACUUCAAGAUAGAUUACAGAAACAUGGUCGUCGACGAUGACUGGCACAUUGUCGGCCUCAUCGGCUGCCAGUGGGAGGAGGCGUAUCCCAGCACCCCUGCCAGUGCCAUUGCGAUGCACGCCGGACGAGACGCUACACCGGGGAGUGAUCAGUCUCUCGUUGGCGCCGCUGGGAGGCUUUACGAUGUGCCUCAUUCAGUCGAGUCUACUGAACGGCCGUGGUCGGAAUACCUGCGCAGUGUGUUCCUGUGGUCUAACGAAGUACGCGUCGCACUCAUACUGGUGACUGCCACUGAUCAUAACCUGAAAUCUCUCCUGGACCUCAACGACGCAGAAGUGCAGCCAUACAAAUUAUGUGCCAUUGUGACUGACCGGCCAAUCCCCGCCUCCAUCAGGUCCAGGUUGGAUCUUCAGACCGUCGUAAUCACCGCUAGGCCCACCUCAACGCUCAACCGCCACCAGACGCGAGACCAGUAUCUACCCCGCGUCCUCUCACAGAAACCACACAUCAUCCUUCUCGCAGGCUCAUGCCAGACCCUUGCCCUACGCAACUACUUACGUGCGCGGCCUUGCGGCAGUCCCCCUCUCGCUCGCCGACCCGCGUCCGGAUCCCCAUACCGGGCAACCGCAGUGCCGCCCACAUCCUCGAACAGUAUACCUGUUCACCACCAUCCAACCCGGCGUCCCCGGCGGAGAACAGUUAGUCGCUGCGCAUGGCUUCGACGAAAUUCUCUCCAGGCGCGCUAAAGAUCCGUCUAAAGAACCCUCGACGUAUCAGCUGCGUCUGCGCAUCUGCGAUCUCCGCCCUGACCCCAAAGAGCCACCGAAGGUUCUGCGUUCAGCGAAUCGGAAGCUACAGAUACCCGAAGAACUCCAGGGUGACCGUAUGCGGGGUGUGCUGCAGGCGCAGGUGGAGGCGGCCGAGGCCAAGUUUGUUGGUGUCGUCUUGCGACAUGGUGCUCAACAGACGAAGAUCUAGUGGUAGCAGAGCCGAUGCCUCUUGUAGUAUAGAUGGACAUAUGUAUUCGUAUAGGAAGCCU